This is a messenger RNA of Racocetra persica, 130 nucleotides long. The record is from the annotation of a GenBank genome assembly. Lineage: Eukaryota; Fungi; Glomeromycota; Glomeromycetes; Diversisporales; Gigasporaceae.
UCUUCUUGCCAGAACUGCUACAUAUGUAUCCACAGCUACUACAAGUUAUUCUGAAAGAUCAACUGAAAUUACUGAAGAACUCACUUCAAGAGAUAAUAUUUCAAAACAAGGCAAUGGUAUUCAAAAAUAA